AUGAAUAUCAAUCGAAGCUUAUUGAAAUUUUUAAAUAAAGCAAAUCCUUUAAGUGAGAACUUUAAUACAUUUACAUCAUCAACAAAUGAAUCCAUCGAGAAUAAUCGAUUAUUUAAUUUUGCUAUGCGACAAGCGUCGUCUAUGGAUGAAGCAACCGAUACUGAAAUGAAACAAAUUUCACUCGUAGAAGAUCAGCUACUGGUCUUACUCUCUCGAAUAUUGAUUCAAAACAACUGGUUGAUACAAAUGAAACGAUAA
Molecule: messenger RNA, 258 nt
Organism: Trichobilharzia regenti
Lineage: Eukaryota; Metazoa; Platyhelminthes; Trematoda; Strigeidida; Schistosomatidae
Source: the annotation of a GenBank genome assembly